Molecule: messenger RNA, 1753 nt
Organism: Pomacea canaliculata
Lineage: Eukaryota; Metazoa; Mollusca; Gastropoda; Architaenioglossa; Ampullariidae
Exons: 2
Coding region: 226-822 (198 amino acids)
Source: RefSeq, a predicted model, not a curated record
UCCGCCCACAGACCAAAGCUUGCUUCUCAGCAGUCUUCAAAAAGACAUGUGGAUGCCAGUGAGGAACCAGCAAAUUCACCACCAGAACUAUCCCAUGAAAGUCAAGCUGAAAAUCUGGCUGCCACUGAGCAGCUAACAUUUCCAUGGAAUGAACUGUCCUGCGAGAGUCAGACCCCAGCAGCAGCGCCCCUCUCCUCGAAUGAAGAAUGUGGUGAAGGAGAAGCGAUGGGUACCAUCGAUGAUACAGAGGAGAUCACCAUUUUGAUGGAACUGUGUGACCUCGUGGCUAACAGCUUUUCAUCACAGGCAGACCCCAAUGACCAAAGGGCCGAGGAGUGGACAACAGACACACACCAUCCACAAACACUGACAGUCGCCAGUUGCCUGGAGGCAGAGGCAAGUCUGCAAGGGACGCUGGAAAAACUCGAGCAGAUGAAAGAAGAGCGACUGGCCUCCUCGCCACAAUACAACUCGCUGGUCCAGAACCACUUGGCCAACGCCUUUACAACUGUCCGAGACUCCUGCCUCCAGAUCAUCUUGGGUUUGAAGGCAAGCUUUGUGUGUGAUUCGAUCCUGGAAACGAUGCAGCAUCUACGACUGACCCCUGAUGAACCCAUCCACGUAAACUUCACGUACAUGCGGACGUGUGCGCGACAGCGCUUGAGGUCUGGUCUGAUGGACGUUGUAAACAAAGUCAAGGAUAUAACAGAACAGCUAAAAUCGUUGCCUGGGAGACUUCCAGAUUCAUUUGAUGAAGAGCUGAGUAACUUGCAAACAACAAUUUCGACGAUAGACAUAAAUAUGUCUACAAACGUGGCCUAGUUUUAAAUCCUUUGCCAGAAAAUUUAUUUAUAUUAAAAAAAAAAACAACAGUUUGCAGACUAGAGCAAAAAAUCAAAAUAAAUGUUUCAUUCAUUUUUAAGAUUGUGUGUAAAUCAUUGUUUGCACGAAGCUCAAAUGUCGAGGUCAAAUAUGUAUGUGCAAUGCGAAAAAGGUUUGAAUAAAUAUUUAAUUUAGUUUUGUCAGACCUGCAUGAACAUUGAACCUGACAUUUCAAAACAAUUCAAAGUGUUUCUCGAUAUGCAUAAAUAAUACUCAAUAAAAGGAAGAAAAUAUGUCUGGCUUGGUUAUGUGGUGAUUUGGGCACAACACUACGGCAGCAUCACUCAGAAACAAAGUCCGACGACCGGGGGAUGCACCCAGCUGGCUGACCUCUCGGCUGUGACCUUUCCCCUGUAGACUGUGAAAGGAAUAUUUUUUGUUAUUGUGCAAAAAAUAGUGCUAGUGAGAGCAUCAAUGGAAAGGACAUUUUGUUAACACAGGUCACGUGAACUCACUACAACAGUUUACCUGCGAAAGGAUGGGCUACUUCAAUAAUUUUUAACUGUUAAGGCGAGGAUUUGAUCGUAAACGGCUUGGACCUAAGAAAAACGUUGACACAAAUGAAGCUCUUGUGAUAUCGAGUACUCUUUAUGUGGCUAUAUAUCGUGCUUGUUGGUCAGGUGAAGAGCAUACGUUGUCCUCUGCAUACAAGAGUUACACUCGGUGGGUAGAUAAGGGAGCGAACUGUGGAAUGUACCACCCGGCGUGCGAUACCACCCCAGUCCUUCAGUUCGUACGCACCCUGAUUAAAAGACAACUGCAAUAAGUUUGUAGCUUUGACGGAUUUGGUAACCAACAACAGACAGCAACACAAUGAUAGUAGACUUUAUUAGCUGUUAUCGCUCCUCUUUCCUCCACGCUCACCCAUAGA